AUGGCAGUUCCCUAUGAUCCCAAUUUCACAAUGGCAAUCACAAUCGGAGGACAGAUUGAGAUCGACGAUGACCUAGAGCACGAUGAAUCUGCUUCUGCGGCUAUCGUAGCGGUUGAUUUGAUAAGCUCUGCACGGCUUGCACUUAAGCUGGACAGUGUGUAUACUGAGUACUCAGCUCAGUAUCUGGUGGACAAUGCUCGUCCGAAAGACAGGCACAAGAAGAAAGACAGGCAAAGAGGAAAGAAUCGCAAGCUCACUGUGAAAGACUGUCUUGAGUUUGCGUUGAAAAAAGGCAUACCGAAAGCAGAAGAUUGGCCAGAGUUGGGAUCUGUGUCAAAGCCUUCUUCAUCGUAUAAACCUGCUCUUGUUUCCAUGAAAGGAAAAGUGAUUGAGGCUAAGAAUAUAGAGGAAGCAUGUGACUUGUUGAUUGAUCAACCGGUGGGAGCAAAACUGCAUUUGUUCAGUCCACAGAUUGAUCUUGUUGGAGACGGAAUUUACGGUGGCCACUCAGGUGAGGAACACGGUUAUGUUGGACUUAGAGACGGGAUAAUACUUGGAGUCGAGAAGAUCCAGGGAAAGUCCAUAGCAACAGUGAAGCUAUGGUACAAGAAGAAGUUUCAGUUUGUCAAAGUUGCUUUGAGCAGGAUGUUUUUCGACUCCGCUCGGGGCAUAGCACCAACUACUCUGCUUGUUGACUAUUGUGUCCCACGCCUAUCCAUCAAUUGA
Molecule: messenger RNA, 726 nt
Organism: Arabis nemorensis
Lineage: Eukaryota; Viridiplantae; Streptophyta; Magnoliopsida; Brassicales; Brassicaceae
Source: the annotation of a GenBank genome assembly